UUAUCUGUCUAGCUCUAUCUGUUAACAUGAUUUUGCUUGGAUAGCUGACUACAUAAGCCUGCAUAGUGUGUACUUUUGGGAAACAAUAUAACUAACUAAUCAAAUUGUGAAACGGUCUCGGAUCUGAACAUUAACAUGUAUCGCUUGCGGUACGGUUUUGGAAACAUACGCGUCUCUUUAAUACCAGGGGAAAAUAAAAAAGUUUAAAUUGAUACACAUCUUUAACAGGGUUAGUGUACUGUUCUGUUCCCACAAGGCCAUAUCUCCACGUUACAGCGAGAGAGAAAAAAACAUCUGUAAUAAAGCAUUGCAUUCAUCUAUAAUCACAUUUACGUAGUGGCAUACAGUUGAGCAGACACUUAUUUAGGAUUUACAUUAUUAUUAUUUUUUUUGCAUGAUCUGCAUGAUCUGGAAAAACAUUGGCAUUACAUAAAAACAAAUGUCAUGCAGUUCUACGUCAUUUACAUGAUAGAAGACAUUUUAUACCAGACAAAUUGCCAAAUGCAGGCUACUGUGCAACUUGCUAUUCAGUAUCUUUGCAAAGAACCCCGGAUAGAUGAUGCCACUCAAGAACCUGCGAACUGCAAGGACAUGAUAGCUUGGGUGGAAUGCCUACCUGCUCCGAAUGUCAGCUGCCGCUUGUCCAACGGGACAGAGUUUCGGUUCAGCGAAGAGGAAGUGGGCUUCAACCAGAGCAUCCCCUGCAGGAAUGUGAGCGGUUACUCCUACAAAAUAGCAGUGGCCUUGUCCCUCUUCCUGGGGUGGUUAGGAGCUGAUCGCUUCUACCUGGGAUACCCAGCUUUAGGGCUGCUCAAGUUCUGCACUGUGGGCUUCUGUGGGAUUGGGAGCUUGGUGGAUUUCAUGUUGAUCUCAAUGCAGAUAGUGGGUCCAUCGGAUAAGUCUGACUACAUAGUGGACCACUACGGUGCCAGACUCACACGCCUCUCCAUUACCAACGACACCUAUAGAAGAACCCAGAUCUCACCCUGAGGGUGUGUACACGAGUAUAGCAUGUUAGACACGCCGCACCGGGGUACACUAGUAGCAUGUUAGAGACAACAGGCUUUGGUGAGUCAUUCGUGGUGUAAUUGUGGAAACCCAGAACAAACAUGUCAUGUAACUGCAUCAGCUACCAUUUACAUGUUAUGAAGUCUGUCCACGAGAGAUCUCUUUAUAACAGUUUGCACGUCUUUUCACCUAACGGUGUACAUACACUACCUAUCGAAAAGUAUGUGGACACUUGUUCGUCGAACAUCUCAUUCUAAAAUCAUGGGCAUUAAUAUGGAGUUGGUCCCCCUUUUGCUGCUACGACAGCCUCCACUCUUCUGGGAAGGCUUUCUACGAGAUGUUGGAACAUUGCUGCGUGGACUUGCUUCCAUUCAGCCACAAGAGCAUUAGUGAGGUCGGGCACUGAUGUUGGGCGAUUAGGCCUGGCUCGCAGUCGGCAUUCCAAUUCAUCCCAAAGGUAUUCGAUGGGGUUGAGGUCAGGGUUUUGUGCAGGCCAGUCAAGAUCUUCCACACCGAUUGCGACAAACCAUUUCUGUAUGGACCUUGCUUUUUGCACGGGGGCAUUGUCCUGCUGAAACAGGAAAGGGCGUGAUCCGAUUCCACUCAUUUGAAGGGGUGCCCACAUACUUUUGUAUAUGUUCUGUGUCAUUUUGAAUGUCCACUUAUUACAUCUGUAUGACAUUCAAAAUGACAUGUACAUGAGCCCACACUGUACAGUCUGCUAGGCAUCACAUGAGAAUUUAACAGGGACUCUAUCAAAUAUAUAAGUUCAACAACAACAAAAUACUGCAUGCAACCUCUUUUCUGUCAUUUCAGGGCGAAAGUGAAAAACAACAACAUGCCGUCUGAAUGCUGUCGUUUUUAAAUUAUGCCCCUUUUUUGGCAUCCUAUUUUUCACCCGACCAGUACCUACGAACUAUUCCGAGUCCACUUCUCCUGUCUGCAUGUACCCCCAAUGUCAGGAGUAGAGCCUGUGAAGCGAGACUUAGUCUCUCCUUGCUUCUUUGUCCUUCAUUCCUUGUCUUCUCCUCAAAAUGCAUUUGAAGAUCAAAUCUGAGGAGAUGAGGAAACAAGGAAAGACUUGAGAUUCACCCGUGGUCACAAGCUCAGGUCCCGGAGGGUUACAGUACAGGCUUUUGUUCCAACACAACAUUAGCCACUCUGUGUAGCUCUCCAGUACCAGUGGGUUGAUGACCACCCGCAUAGAGCUUCAAGUCAUCGUUGUUAUACUCCUAUGAGAAUCUAGAAUCUGCACUGAGAACGGUGUACUGUAAAUAUAAUGUCAUUUGUGCUUUUUGAGUAUGUCUGGCAGCAAGGGAACUAAUUGUACUGUAUGACUGUCUUUUUGCUUUCAUUUGUCAUUUGAGAUUUUUGUAAAUAAAGUGAUCAUUUAAUGAA
Messenger RNA from Salvelinus fontinalis (brook trout), 2406 nucleotides. RefSeq names its product TM2 domain-containing protein 1-like. Bases 445 to 990 code for a protein of 181 amino acids. Lineage: Eukaryota; Metazoa; Chordata; Actinopteri; Salmoniformes; Salmonidae. The transcript has 6 exons. The record is from RefSeq and is a predicted model, not a curated record.